Molecule: messenger RNA, 3533 nt
Organism: Helicoverpa zea (corn earworm)
Lineage: Eukaryota; Metazoa; Arthropoda; Insecta; Lepidoptera; Noctuidae
Product: post-GPI attachment to proteins factor 6
Exons: 4
Coding region: 197-2623 (808 amino acids)
Cellular component (GO): plasma membrane
Source: RefSeq, a predicted model, not a curated record
GAUUGAUUAAUGGACGGUCGUCAGUAGGUCGGUCGAUUCGCUGUUCGUUUAAAAAACGCGAGUGAAUUCUUUAAUAAUAUAAAUGAUCUCCAAAUAUAUGAGAACAGCUUUGAAUUAGGAAAUAAUUGUAGUGUCUGUUAAUGUUGCGCACUUGUAAUCGGAACGCGUUGUAGGCAGGUAGGCGUUAAUCGUCGCAAUGAGAGUUUGGCUAUUUUUUUUAAUAUUAUGUGUGUGCACCGGGCUUAUUGUUGGUGAUAAAGAAAAAAUAGAAGAUGAUGCGAACAGGAAGAGAAUACUUGAGCAGUUGACACGGACUCGCACGGUGUUACUGGAUGAUUAUCAUUUGGUCACUAGGCAGAUCGCCACCGAUGUAUAUAUGUUUAGAAGUUACCGCACAGUUUCUGUAGUAUUCUACCCUAUAAUGAGGGAUGUCACGGAUGCUCGCUUCACCUUCCAAUCUGAGGAGCUUCACUUGAAUAACAUUGGCUCAUGCAGCCCACAAGAGGUGAUCAUAAACAUAAAACAUGGAUCUUACCCGGCCGUGAACCCUGAUGGGUACGACUUCCCCAAGGAUUUCCUGGACCCGGCUACCAGGGAGCCACUCUAUACCCUGGAAGUACAGUCUGAUGGCAAGAACAGGACGUACUCGAUAGAGAACCCCAAGCCGGGAAACUGGUACGCACUGAUUUAUAUAAAGUGGGAAGAUCCAAGGACGCAGAAAGUUGAGCAAGAAGGUCUCGUCGCCGACUGCCAAACGAUACUCUACACAGAUUUACAAGUGAAACGCGAUGAAAAUAUCGAACUAAUAGAUUGCUAUAAUGGCAUAACCGAGAUAAAUUAUCAUGAUCUCCCUGGACUGUUCAAGUGCAUGUCUACAGAUAGAGUAGACCCAAUCGCGUUGAAUGUUACCAUAGUCAACACUUCUGCAGGGGAUAGUGAACUGUUCUUCAGGGUACAGGCCCUCUCUAUUCCUACAGAAGACAGCAAUGUUAUAUACUGCGCUUUCGACCCUCGAGCGAACAACUACCAAACCAUCACGUUCAUCCCUCACCCAAACGCCUGGCACUACAUACAUAUAGGCCCAAUCGAAGGCAAUGUGUCCAGAAUAGCAGACUGCGAAUCCUAUUUCAUGAGAACAGACAUCGAUGAGCUGGUAAAUCACACAGUUAUCGACCUUAUGCGCGAUGACAAAGGUCGCUUUUUCACUUUCGACUACGGCCUACCCACGACCGACAUUCAAGACGCGACGAGUCUAAUAAAUAUAACUUCAUCAGAAAUUAAGUCUCUGAGGUUUAAAAUCAACCAGUUCUUAGAUAUUGGAGGGAGUUUGUCAAUAGCGGCCAGUCUUCUUAUGAGCUUAAAAUACUAUAUGGGAUAUAAAAGGGCGUUUGAUAAAGAGACGUUGCUGGCCUUCACUGAAGAUAAUCAAUUUUUCAAAGCUGUGAUAUGCAUGGAUAUUGGUCACCCCAGCAUACCGUUGGAGAGUGGUCAUUGUCGGUACAACGAUAAGGUGAAGCCGGCGUUGUUCGUGCUGAACAGUACCGACUCAGAAUCGAUAUACGACAAGACGUAUAUCCCGUUCCCUGACAGUGGUACUUGGUACUUAACGUUUAGGAUAUUUUGUGACCAGAGUGUGUGUCCCUGCCGGACUUCGGAUAACGGGACGAAGUAUUACGUGGACACUUCUAGUGAUAGAGACUUUGAUGAUUCUGUGGUUGCCUCGAAUGGGACUCGGUUGGGGACUUCUGAGUGUAACGCGACGGUAGUGUUGACCGUGUCGUCGAUGUCGUGUGUAUCUGGAAAGUGCAGCAACCAUGGCAACUGUUUGCUGAACACUUUCGGAGCGCUGGUGAUGUCGUUUUGUUCCUGCGCUUCUGGUUACGGAGGUUGGGACUGUUCCGAUAGCUCCAGAAUGGACAGCAAGGUCUACAUGUUAGUCUCCGUUCUCCUUCUCACUCUGAGCAACAUUCUCUUCAUCUUCUCCAUCUACGUGGCAGUCAUCCGGUUGUACUACACCGAGGCCAUGAUGUAUGCCUUCACCAUGAUCUUCUCCACUUUCUACCACGCCUGCGACGCCCCGUCCCAAGUCGCCUACUGCAUCAUGAGAGGUAACAUCCUCCAAUUCGGAGACUUUUACUGCGGUCUCAUGUCUUUCUGGGUAACAUUGCUCGCUAUGAGCAUUCUUAAUGAAAAAUUAAGAUCCUCAUUACAACUUAUAGGUGCUAUAAUAAUAGCUUUAUUAACUACUUGGAAUAUGCAUUCUUUUGUCUCAUUUCUACUGCCAGUAGCCGUUGGCAUAUCAGUAGUCUUCAGUUCCUGGUAUCUUGAUUAUAGGAAAAAUCGUGUCAUGAAGUAUCCUAGGUCGUAUUAUUUUAAGCACAUGCCUUUAGGUAUCGUGUUAGUUAGUGUAGGUUUGAUUUGUUACGCUUUCCUGCAGACGGAGCAGAAUUAUAAGAUAGUACAUUCAGUGUGGCAUAUGAUUAUUGCUUUGAGUGUUGGGUUUUUGUUACCUGAUAUUAAGAGGGCUGGUGAUGUGAAUCCCUUCUUUCCAACACAUGGUUAUUAUAAGUUGUCGUUCUGUAGGAUGUUUCGGAGACCUCAAGCGCCAAUAGCGGCUGAUUAACACUUUAAAAACCAAUGGCGAUCUAGGCGUAUUUUUGAAACACAGUUUAUAAAAAUAUACAAAUAAAGUUGGUCGUACGGCCAACAUUUGUGCUGUAAGUACAGGUAGCAAAAUAGUUUACGAUUAUCUCCGAUUUGUUUUAUCCUAAGAAUAAAUAUAACGAACAAAUAUAGAGGUGCAAAUAUUUAACUUAGUUUAGUUUUUAAGUACAAGUUUAAAGCCUAGUAUUUUUUCGACUAGUCAUCAUCAAAGUACAGGUUUGGUUUUAUACAGGUGUCGCGGCAAUGCUAAACUUUCUGAGACGUAUUUUUAUAGUGAAUUAGGUAAAUUAAUGUUUGACGAAAGUCUCACUGAGGCUUGAGAAUCGAGCAUCGCGUAGGAAUUUAAAUGAGAAAUUAAGUCUUGACUGAACUUUUGUUUAUUGGCAAAUUGUAGGCAGAAUUUCAUGUUUUGUGUUCUUGUUAGUUUUCUCAACUGUCUUGCAAUGUUGGACUGCCAACAUUUGCUAUAUUUAGUUGAUGGUCCAAAGUAUAGAUGCCCCAAUAUGGAUACCAAAUAAGUACCAAUCAUACUGAUAUUCUAUAAGUCACUAAGCUUACAGAUCUUUUUCACAAGUCUUCUUCACCAGAAAUUGGAUUACUAGAUUUUCUUUUAUCGUCUCAAAUAUUCGCGAUGUUUGGCCAAUGUAAAAUAGACCUUACAUCUUUCAAAAUAGAGUCUAUUUUAUGUUAGUGAAGUUUCGUAAAUGUUACAAGUGCCAGUAUGAGAUUAAUGGUUCAACUCUUGACCUCAAAGGUUACUCAUUUUAUAUGUUUACAAAAAAAAAUUAGGGAAUAAUAAUUGUAUAUACAUAGUUUGUUGGUUAUACGUACCUUCAUCUAAGGGCAUAUUAUGCUCACGAUAAGAAAAA